Messenger RNA from Adelges cooleyi (spruce gall adelgid), 955 nucleotides. RefSeq lists its product as uncharacterized. Gene Ontology annotation, molecular function: protein binding. Lineage: Eukaryota; Metazoa; Arthropoda; Insecta; Hemiptera; Adelgidae. Bases 81 to 764 code for a protein of 227 amino acids. The record is from RefSeq and is a predicted model, not a curated record. The transcript has a single exon.
GAACACGCCAUUCCGCCGCCGCCGCCUCCGGAACCCACUGUUCCCUGUUGCGCGUCAAGUUGUGUUUUGCGACGUCCGCAAUGUUCUCGCUGCUAUUACACGCCUAUCACGCGUGCAACCAGGACGAGAGGGAGUACUUCGACAAGUACCUGGCCACCGAUCCCGUCGACAUGCAGGGCUGUUGCGUGAACGUCAUCCGGAGCCUGAAGGACCACCGCGUCAGGACCCGCGCGUUCCGCGAAACGUGCGAAAUAGCAGCGGCCCACGGCCACAUGAAGUGUCUGAAGUACGCGCACGAGAACGGCGCAAUCUGGAACAACCUGACGUACAUCAACGCGGCCAAGGCCGGCCGCCUGGACUGCAUGAAGUACGCGUUCGAGAACGGCUGCACCUGGGGCCCAUGGCGGUACAUUUACACGGCCGCCGGGCCGGUGGACCACAUGUGCCGCAUCCAGCCGGAGCAGACGGUGUGCGCGGUGGCCGCGGAGUACGGUCACCUGGACUGCCUGAAGUUCGCCUUCGAGAACGGGUGCGCCUGGGACGCGUUCACAACCAACGCCGCCGCCAAAGCUGGCCAUUUGGACUGUCUGCGUUACGCCCACGAGAACGACUGUCCAUGGGACGAGCAGACGUAUAAGUACGCCUUGAUGAACGGCCAUUCGGAGUGCGCCCAGUACGCCGAGGACAACGAUUGCCCCAAGUACACUUCCAACGAGAGUCGCGUGGCCUACUUGAUCAACAAUAGGUGGGUCAUAUACGGUUGAGCGAGUCAGGCACAAGCGACAAGUUACGCCGACUUAGUUAUAAUAGUUUUUCAUUUCACGUUUGUUCGCAAAGUCCAGUCGGUCGUAUUUACGGUUAAACGCUUACUUUCGUAGUCAGUCAAAUUAGCAUUAACGAUACAAUUAAGGUUAUAUUCCAUAUAAUAUAUUCAAUAUUUCCAUAGACACGUAGA